AUGUCCAAGGCAUCGCAGCCGGAGCUCAAAAAAUUCAUGGACAAGAAAUUGUUCGUCCAUCUUCAAGGCGGCCGCAAAGUCAGCGGAGUCUUGCGCGGCUACGACCUAUUCCUCAACCUUGUUCUUGAUGAUGCGACGGAGGAGACGACCCCCGCACAAAAGCACCCCAUCGGUACCGUUGUUAUCCGAGGGAACAGUGUAUCAUCGAUGGAGACCUUGGAGGCGAUUCGGUAG
Messenger RNA from Rhodofomes roseus, 234 nucleotides. RefSeq names its product like-Sm ribonucleoprotein. NCBI's taxonomy places the organism in Eukaryota, Fungi, Basidiomycota, Agaricomycetes, Polyporales, Fomitopsidaceae. The transcript is spliced from 3 exons. Gene Ontology annotation, cellular component: U12-type spliceosomal complex; P granule; SMN-Sm protein complex. The record is from RefSeq and is a predicted model, not a curated record. Gene Ontology annotation, molecular function: RNA binding. The coding region runs from base 1 to 234 and encodes 77 amino acids. Gene Ontology annotation, biological process: spliceosomal snRNP assembly; mRNA splicing, via spliceosome.